CAGCUUCCCGAUAGAGGACACUAGUGACACUACGGAAUAAAAAAAUUGUCAGAUGUUGAAAAUUGUUAAAUCUAGCAGUUUGUUUCUGAACAGCGAUAUGCAGAAUAUAUCAUUUCAAAAAAUUAAUUGUCAGCAUAUUCAAUUAAAGCCAUUUCUUAUCAUUUUUCUACUUAGAACCGUUGGGGGGAACUUCAACUUGUCAAACUUGUCAUUUCUUCAAAUGUUUGUAAAAGUAUAAAGUAGUACUGUUAAACUGUUAUCCAGUGUAUAUGUUUUGUGUGUUAUUCCUUGAUAGUAAUAAUUUAAUAGGUUCAUAGGUUUAUGUUAAUUUCUUCCAAUUAUGAAACAAUUUUAGGCCUACUUAAUAUGGAAACUUGAUGGUAUACAAUUUGAAAGCUUGAUCCAAGACAUCAGUUUUUCGAAAAAAUGGAAUCCAGAAUCAGUACCAAUCGAACCACUUCAGGUUCAGGCAAUUCGUCUAUGGUACUUUCGAAAAACUUGCCAAUGAAGACAAUAAUUGAAGCUAUUAAUGAAUACCUUAAGUCGAGAACAGAUAAUUCCACAAGUCUAAUCAAAAAGUUUUUACAGGCAUAUAGUGUCACAAUAGAUGUAAACAUUUUUGACCCAGACAAAGAAUAUGUUGCUCAAUUUUAUGUUAGUCUAUAUGAGCUGCUAUCAAAGCUUGAGAGUCACUCACAGAUGAUUUGGGAUUGUGUUGAUGUGCUAAGCAAUGCAAUUCGCAAUUGUGCUGCUAGAGAAGCUUUGAUCAACACAUAUCAGUUCGGACCUCUUUUGGCCAGGUUUUUGGGAGAUGAGUUGACAACAAUGAAAAAGAAGACACUGUUGAAACUUAUGCAGGAGCUGACAUGUGGUAUUAAGUUAACAUGGCAAAUACCUAAUUUGCAGUAUUUAAUAACUACAUUAACAAAAUGGAUUGAGGAUAAAGAACAGGAUCAGGAAAUAGUAUGCUUAUCAUUAGGUGUCCUUGUAAAUCUAUGCUAUAAAAACUUACCAGCAAUCUACACAUUUUCAAGAAGUGUAGAUAGUAAAAAGUUUCUUAGGUUCUGUUUGCCAUUAAAGGGUCCACUGGUAGAAGUCUAUGUCUGUAAACUAAUGAUAAUCAUAGACAGCUCACAAAAUGAGAUCCAUAAAAAAACUUUGUUGAAACUGAUAGAACCAACAUUUAUUUCAAUAGUUGAGGCGCUAAACAAAAAUGAUCCUGCCAUGUUGAGAUUAGUAAUAGACUUCUUUAUAGAUGUGAUCAGCAAUGACAAUAUCACAAUAUUCCAGGAGUAUAAAAAUUAUGUUCAGCAAAUUGACAAAUUCCUGAAGAUUAUGAUUGAGAAAACAAGUAGUUCAGAUACAGAAGUUACUCCUCCUAAGGAACAUGAUCCUGGCUGUAUAAUGCUCAUAUUGAAACUUAUUUAUACAAUUAUAACAAAAGAUGUCGCCGAUUUGUCGUCAAUCUACAAAAAGAUCAUUGCAUUAGCUUUGAACUGGAUAAAUCCUGAAGACACCUCCUUCCAAGCAAUGACAUUAAUAACGACAAUAGCCCAAAGUAUUGCAAAUUCAGAUGAAAAUGAACAUCAUAAAAUUCUAAAAUUGCUAUCAGUGAAACUUCCUCAGUUCAUCAUAAUGUUGGAAUCUGAAUCACACCCCAGUAGUAUGGACUCGUGCAAGAGGCUUGGGAUUCUGUUGCAAUUGUUGAGAGUGCUGUUGAAGUCUUCUAUAACAUCCAGUGAAACUCUAGAAGCCCUUGAGGAUGACGUUUUAGAGAAGGUACUCCAGCCGAUCAUAAGCAACGAAUUCGAAUUGAACGGACUGCCAAAAUUGAGGGUAGACGACCACUCGACGAGCUCAACGGAAAUUGUGGAUACCUAUGUCUAUGCUGUGUGUCUCAUCAACGAGGUGUCGCAGCAGAACUCGAAGUGCUUUGAUUUCCUGAAUGGAUUGAUGAGUAACAAAACUCUUCAGUGCAUCUUAGCACAAGCUUUAUGCGGCGGUCCAACUACAGUGAAAAAGCUAGUGUUGGAUUUCGCGAAGUACCACUGGUUCCCUGUCGAGGAAGUCGCCGCAGCCAUGCAUUCAUAUCAGAACAUGUUCUAUGGUCACACUCCUUGCAAAAAUUCGCCAAUCACGAAUUGUAAUGGUGGAACGGGGGUCAUGAGCUAUCCUGGGAUGUCCGUCAUGCAAAUGGAGACAUUGGAUGAUUUACUGAAGAAGUUUAAGGUCUGGAAGAGACACCUAUGGAGACGAGGCGAUUGGUUAUGUGCAGUUAAAAAGAGAACGGGAUCUCUGUAUUGUAAAAGCCAGGAUUACGCCCGAACAUAGAGUUAACAGCAAACCGUAUCAUUGCAGUUUUGAAUGCGACGAAAAGAAGGAAAAAGUAAUCAAGCUAGAAUACAGUGGUUGUGCUACACAAGAGGGUGGCUGUAAAGCAUGGUGUAGCGCUAUUAAUGUGGCUGCACAGAAGAAUCGAAGAACCACGAUGUACUUCUGUGAAGUGCUAAUGGACAAAAUCCAGAUUAUCUACUAUUGGCAGUAAUCUAAAAUUCAUAGAAGCCUCAGAUGAUUACACAUUAAGCCCACACUUGACCGACGCCUAUGCAUCGCCGCGUCGGCGCAAACAAGGAACACAUGGAGCGCCUAGACACCUUAACCUCGCCUUCAUCCUCCGUAGGAGGCGGCGACCUGUGCUCGAUGGUGGGCGUGCCCACUCGCCAACUAAUGGACCUGUAUGAGUACAAAGCGGCGGCAUUGGCUCAAGCGGAAAGGGCGGCGCUGGCAGCUGCCGAGGCCGCUCACGAGCGCGCCGCCCACAUGCAGCACCGGUUGGCGCAGUUCGCCGCCCAGGCGGAUCAGGGGAUGCGAUUGCUGCACAAAGCACAGACGGCACUGGACGCCAGCAGGGCGGACGUCGCUAGGUCGAUGAAGGAGGGGGAGAGGAAACAGGAUAGGAUCGAUUUACUAGAAAAGAAUCUGAAGGAAUUGGAAAAAGAAUUGGAGGCAACCAUGAAGCAAAUGUCAGACCUAAAAACUACAUUAGAAGAACAAAAUGCACAGAAAGAACAGAUAAUAAAGAGGUUGGAAGAGCAUUGUAACAAAAUGGAUAAACAACUUGUGAAAAGGGAAGAACAAAUUAAAAAUGCCAAUAAAAACAUCGAGAACAUCAAUAAGCAAAAUCAAGAACUUCAGAAGAUGCUCAACCAGAAGGAAGCCAAGUUAGCAGACAUGACCAAACAGUAUUUGGCUACUAAAGAAAUUAUCAAUACUAUUACUAAAGUUGCGUCCUCACAAAUGCCAUAAUAUUAUUUAUAUUGAUUUCUUUUUAUUGGUAUUUUUUUAGACUACAAUUUGUACAUAUAGUAUAUAAUAUUUUUGUCAUAAAACGUUUUAUACACACAUUGGACUUCUAC
Molecule: messenger RNA, 3416 nt
Organism: Acanthoscelides obtectus
Lineage: Eukaryota; Metazoa; Arthropoda; Insecta; Coleoptera; Chrysomelidae
Source: the annotation of a GenBank genome assembly